Messenger RNA from Humulus lupulus (European hop), 2662 nucleotides. RefSeq lists its product as uncharacterized. The record is from RefSeq and is a predicted model, not a curated record. Lineage: Eukaryota; Viridiplantae; Streptophyta; Magnoliopsida; Rosales; Cannabaceae. The transcript is spliced from 6 exons. Bases 147 to 2549 code for a protein of 800 amino acids.
CAUGUGAGUGAGUGUUAGUGGAGAAGGAAUCUUAUUUGGAAAAACUCAACACAAAGAAAGAGCUUUCUUCUUUUGGGUUCUGUUAUGGUUCUGGGUGUGAGUGAGUAAACUCACUGAGUUGUGUUAUCUGAAUCAGAAGACUGAGAAUGUCGACUUUUAUGAAAUCUACUAAUACUGCUACUGCUGCUGCUGCUACUACUACUCAACCAGCUACUUCCAAUGAAAGAGACAACCACCAAAGGACUCAGUCUCAAGCUUAUGAUGAUGGCACUCUCUGCUGCCCCAACGGCCAUGGAACCUGCUCUCUCAAGAUCUCCCACUCCCAACGCAACCCGGACAGACCCUACUACACUUGCUCUAGUUGUGGGUUCUUCAAAUGGGCUUCUGAUCAUCACCACCAAGAUGAUGUCGGUAGGCUUAAACGGCUGCGCCUUCUUCCUCAGGACUACCCCGGCUGUGGUUGCGGCGCCGGGAAGUGUAAGCUCGUAUUGGGUUACUUUGUUUGCCCCAUCGAAAAGGGACAUGGAGCUUGUAGUUUUCGAGCUCAGGCCACGGCACCUGGAAUUGUGAACUCUGUGUUGAAUGAGGGUAGUCCAGUUAGCUCUGAGCAUCCAAAGAGAACGAAAUUGGACUCUUCAGCGGUAGUGGUGGUGAAUAGUAGUCCUCCUGAUCCACCAUCUACGCCUGCAAGCGCUGCUGCUGGUGUUGGUGGUGGUCCUUGCUUAGAGAGAGAUGAGCACGAUGGUGACAUUGAUGUUGACAUGCCUAACAAUCAGGACAUGGGAACUGGAGAGAAAGAGCAAGAACAAGAGCAAGAGCAAGUGCAAGAGUUGGAGGAAGUUAUAGUGGACAUUACACUCCAAAAUUCUUGUUUAGAAUCAGAUACCACUCAACUUGGCCAAACUGAGAUUCUGAACCAGAUUUCUGCAGCUACUUCCAAUAUAAGAGAAAACCACCAAGGGACGACUCAGUCUCAAGCUCAUGAUGAUGGCACUCUCUGCUGCCCCUACGGCCAUGGAACUUGCUCUCUCAAGAUCUCCCACUCCCAAUCCAUCCCGAACAGACCGUACUACAUGUGCUCUACUUGUAGAUUCUUCAAAUGGGCUUCUGAUCAUCACCAUCAAGAUGAUGUCAGUAGGCUUAAACGGCCGCGCCUUCUUCCUCAGGACUACCCCGUCUGUCGUUGUGGCACUGGGAAGUGCCCCAUCGAAAAGGGACAUGGAGCUUGUAGUUUACAUGCUGGGGCCAUGGCACCUGGAAUUGUGAACUCUUUGUUGGAUGAGGGUAGUCAAGUUCACUUUGAGCAUCCAAAGAGAACGAAAUUGGACUAUUCAACAGCAGUGGUGGUGAAUAAUAGUCCUCCUGAUCCACCAUCUACGCCUGCAACCGCUGCUGCUGGUGUUGGUGGUCGUCCUUGCUUAGAGAGAGAUGAGCACGAUGGUGACAUUAAUGUAGACAUGUCUAACAAUCAGGACAUGGGAACUGGAGAGAAAGAGCAAGAGUUGGAUGGUGUUACAGUAGACAGUACACUUCAAGUUUCUUGUUUAAUAUCAGAUACCAUUCAUCGAAACCAAACUAAGUUUCUGAACCAGAUUUCUGCAGAUGCAGAUCCUAUGAAACAAAUACUAGGUAGGCUUGUUUUGGGUUGGUUGGGGAGGCUUGUAUUCCCUCCAUCUGGAACUCUUGUGGUGCCUAAGUCAAGACCUUUCUUUUGCUGUGUUUUCCCAUCGUUUGAUCCAAUCUAUGUCCCCAAGGCCAAAGGUGUUGAUGCAGUUAAUUCUAGAGCCUUAAAUGAGUGUACUCGUCAUGAUGAUUUGAAUGGUGUUGCAGAUACAUCUACACAAAUUCCGAGUCAGGAUUCUGAAUGCAGCGGCAUUCUAAUGGAACUUUCAAGCAUUAAGAAUGUUGGUGGUGGUGUAGGAGAAAGGGUAUUAGAUCAAUUCAUGGGACCAAUCUCAAAGGCACUUGGGGAAGCAGCGUUACUUGUACAAAAUCAGCUAAUGAGUAUUCUCGAGUCCAUGAAUCCAGCGAACCACAAUUCGAUGAGAGAAGCAGCGAACAAGACAUUUUCUGUAUUGAAACUUCUGUCAAUGGAUCAUAGGGAGUUUUCUGAGCGCGUGACAAAGUUCAUUUCGUGUACAACAGAGUUGGCCAAGAUAGAAGAUGAGUGGAGGAAGAAGAGGGAACUAAUGCUGCUGCCGGAAGAGAUUGAGGAUUGGUUCGAGAAUGAGAAGGCCAAGUUUGAUGAGAUAGCGGAAGAGGAGAGGGAGACGAUGGCUGCAAUCGCUGCUUCUGAUAAGCGAGUGGAGUGUAUUGGAGAAGAGGUAAUGCGGCUGAGGGAAAAGCUUGCUGGGAUGGAGAAAGAGUUGAGGCAUAGGAAGAUGGAGAACGGGGAGCUCAAAUGGCGAGCGGGGAUGGUAAAAGAAAAUAUGGUGGCGGCGAAUAAGAAGAUGGAGGAAGCAAGAGCAGCAAAGAUGGUGCAUCAGGAGCGAGCUGCUGCAAUAGAAGCAUUGGAAAGGGCCAGGUUUCACCUUCGACAUAAUCACUAAGUACUUACUUAUCAAUAUGUAUGUAUAUGCCGUAUGAUGAUAUGUUAAAUGUAGAUAAGAUGGGGUAAUGACUAAUAUUGUAAAUUGCACCAUUAUCGUAACUAAGAGCGUUU